Triplophysa rosa is the source of this 4632-nucleotide messenger RNA. RefSeq names its product integrin, alpha 9 (gene itga9). Gene Ontology annotation, biological process: cell adhesion mediated by integrin; cell-cell adhesion; cell-matrix adhesion. The transcript is spliced from 28 exons. Gene Ontology annotation, molecular function: integrin binding. The record is from RefSeq and is a predicted model, not a curated record. Bases 214 to 3312 code for a protein of 1032 amino acids. Lineage: Eukaryota; Metazoa; Chordata; Actinopteri; Cypriniformes; Nemacheilidae. Gene Ontology annotation, cellular component: integrin complex; external side of plasma membrane.
AGACGCAACAGAUUCAGAUUCAGACGAGAGGAGCCAGCAAUGAGACCGCAGCUCUGACGCAAACCUUUCUUUUACAACAAUACAGCUCACGUGCAUGCGUUUCAUUCGCACUUAAAGAAAAGAAAGCUGUUUAAAUGUAGUUUUUCGCCUUAAUCUCAAAUUUCUAGAGAUUUAAUCGCUUUUAUAAAGUUCUCAUUGACCGGAGCACUGAGGAUGCGCAACAGAAUGACGGAACGUUCUCUACGGAAAAUACGCACUUUGGGUGUUUUUGUGUGUUUGGCUUUUGUUUCUUUGGCUUAUUCUUUUAACAUUGACUUGGAACAUCCCGUGGUUUUCCGCGGGCCGGAAUCAACGUUUUUUGGAUAUUCGGUUCUGGAGCACGUCCAUGACAACACACGCUGGAUUGUGGUUGGGGCGCCCAAAGCAAACUCAUCCUACAGCAGUUCGGUUCAUUCACCCGGUGCCGUGUACAAGUGCAGAAUCCGCAACAACCCGGAGCAGCGCUGCACUGAGAUGGACCUGGGCCGAGGGAAUAAGCAGAGAGAGUCUUGCGGGAAGACGUGUCAAGGCGACAGGAACGACGAGUGGAUGGGGGUCAGUCUGGCACGACAGGACAAACCCAACGGCAAGAUUCUGGCCUGCGCUCACCGCUGGAAGAAUGUGUACUAUGAAUCUGAGUAUAUACUCCCCCACGGCUACUGCUCCGUCAUACCGGCAACACUUCAGGGAAAAGCACAGGCCCUCAUACCGUGUUAUGAAGACCAUAAGAAAACCUAUGGGGAAGAACACGGCUCGUGCCAAGCCGGAAUCGCAGGCGUUUUCACUGAGGAGCUGGUAGUCAUGGGUGCGCCAGGAUCUUACUACUGGACCGGAACUGUCAAAGUCUUUAACAUGACGUCUAAUACACACUACAGCCUAAAUCAAGAUGAUCUGAGCCCCCGGAGAUACAGUUACCUCGGAUAUGCGGUGACUGCUGGUCACUUUUCAUCACCGACUGCCAUAGACGUGGCGGCUGGAGCGCCUCAGGAUAGCGGUGGUGGAAAAGUGUACAUCUUCAGAAUUGAGGGAACGGCUCUUGUGAAGAUCUUCCAGGCCUCAGGGAAAAUGAUGGGCUCUUACUUUGGCUCCUCAUUGUGUGCAGUUGACCUGAACGCGGACGGACUGUCGGACCUGCUGGUUGGAGCGCCCAUGCACAGCGAGAUCAGGGACGAAGGCCAGGUUUCUGUUUACCUCAGCAGGGGCAAUGGAGUGAUGGAAGAAACUGAGAUUUUGAAGGGUGACAGUGCUUACAACGGCCACUUUGGCGAAUGCAUCGCAUCUCUUGGGGACAUUGAUGAUGAUGGGUACCAAGAUGUGGCUAUAGGAGCCCCUAAAGAAGACGACUAUGGAGGAGCUGUUUAUAUCUAUCAUGGUGAUGCUACGGGGAUAGUUAACAAAUACUCAAUGCGAUUGUCUGGGAGAAGCAUCAACCCCACCCUUCAAAUGUUCGGCCAAUCAAUUUCCGGCAACGUGGACAUGGAUGGGAAUGGAUAUCCAGACGUGACGAUAGGGGCAUUCAUGGCUGACAGUGUGCUGUUGUUAAGAUCCCGGCCGGUGAUCACGGUGGACGUUUCGAUCUUCCUGCCCGUCUCCAUCAACAUCACAGUACCGCAGUGUCACGAAGGCCCUCAGAAUCUCAACUGCUUCAACGUCACAGUCUGCAUGAGCUUUCACGGGAAACAAGUACCUGGACACGUAGAGUUGUUGUACAACCUGACGGCAGAUUCAGAUAAGAGGCACAAAGGUUCGCCGGCACGGGUGUAUUUCGCAAACGGCGGAGAGCAGACAGGUGUAGUCAGUCAGCGUUUCAGUCUGGAAAUCAACCGGCAGCGAUGUCAUCAGUACACAUCAUACGUGAGGAAAGAGGUGAAGGACGUGUUCGCUGCGAUCGUGUUCGAGGCUGGCUACAGUUUAGGAAAACACAUCCUGGAUGGACAGCAGGACCGUGACCUUCCUUCUUUAACUCCUGUCCUGCGCUGGAAAAAAGGAGGAAGGAUCGCCGCACGGAAUGAGACGUGGUUUGAGAAGAACUGCCUGUCGGACGAUUGUGCCGCCGAUCUGAGGCUUCACGGGAAAGUUCUUCUCUCAGGGCGUUAUAUCAGACCUCAUCUCGCGCUGGGCGGAGUGAAAAAUGUGUCAUUAAAUUUAACCAUCUCAAAUGCCGGCGAUGAUGCCUACGAUACCAACAUCUACCUAAACUUCUCCAGAGAGGUCCACUACAUCAACUACUUACAAAAAGAAGAGAAGGGCAUCUCCUGUGUUCUGGUGGAACUGGACUUCUUGAAGUGCAGUGUGGGAUUUCCUUUCAUGAGAGCUCAGACGAAGUAUCAUCUGUCAGUGCUUUUUGACACAAGUCAUCUGUCUGGUGAAAAUGAGACGCUGGUAUUUUUAGUACACGCUAGAAGUGCUAAUCCAGAACAUGAUAGCAAACUCCAUGACAACACCUUGGAAUUGUCCAUACCACUGAUCCAUGAGGUGGACACCACCAUCACAGGCGUGGUGAACCCGACGUCUUUUGUGUACGGAAACUCAAUCGAGCCGUCACGCUUCCUUCGUCUGGACGACCUGGACUGCAGCUUUCAGCCUCUUAACUUCACCUUUCAGGUGAUAAACAACGGGCCGAGCAGACUUCCAGGCUCCACUGUGGACAUCAGGAUACCCAACCGACUGGUUGGCAACGGAGCUGAUAUGUUUCAUAUCAUCGACACACACGUAUCCGAAGGUCGAGGGAACUGCACGUGGCACAAGAACCCGACGCCCUGCACCAUCCCACAGGAUAAAGAGAGCAUCUUCCACACCAUCUUUGCCUUCUUCACCAAAUCUGGCAGAAAAGUUUUGGACUGUGACCGGCCGGGACGCGCCUGUUUGACAAUCUCCUGCAGUCUGACGUCUCAGGCUAAAGAAGACACCACAAGUAUAGAUGUGCGAAUGCUACUGAACACUGAAAUACUACAGAGGGACAGCUCCUCUGUGAUCCAGUUUGUGACACGAGGUCACGUUCAGCUGGACGACAGGGCCGUGGAGGUGUCCAACGGACUGCCUGAGGAGAUUUCGCUGUUGUUUGAGGCUCUUCACAGUCAGGAGCCCAGGGGUUAUGUGGUGGGAUGGAUCAUCGCCAUCAGCCUGCUCAUCGGGAUCCUCAUCUUCCUUCUGCUGGCUGUGCUGCUCUGGAAGAUGGGGUUCUUCCGAAGACAUUACAGAGAGAUCAUAGAAGCGGAAAAGAACAGGAAGGACAGUGACGAAAGCUGGGAUUGGGUCCAGAAGAGCCAAUGAGAGCUUGGAUUGGCUCCAGAUGAGCCAAUGAGAGCUUGGAUUGGGUUGAGAGAAUCCAGUAAGCUGCUUCCUUCAUCACGGCUAUCUCCAAAGACCCGACCCUCCAGCCUUCCAUAUGUGGAAGAAAAAAUAUUCUCCAGAUUUUUCGGAGGUUUGACACUUUUCUUGUGGACGGUGAUCUAGCUAACGCUUGAGGUGACGGUGUGAUCUGCCAAAAAAAAGACUUCCAUUGAUCCCAUUGGGAAAAGACUAUUGGGAAGAAGAGAUGGAGCGAGAGGAAUAAAGAGACUUCAUGGAGACCAUGUGGAUAUUGUGUCAAUACUAGCAGACAAUUCAAACUCUCAGGACGCUGUUGAAAAGCAAAAGUUUAUUUUUUAUAAGAUGUAUUCCAUACUGUAAAGAGGAGCUUUGAGAGGUUUUUAACGCACUGAUGACUGACACACGCCAAAGUCGAUGUUAUUGCUUCACAGUUCUCUUGGGCACAUCGGUAUAAUGAAGUUGGAUGUCUUGAUGAAGGAUCGUUCCCCUCAACUCUCUCAAGUUCUCAUUUUUAUUUCCAGAAAACACACAGCAAAUGUUUUCUCACUUCAUUAAUACAAUUCUGAAUUAGCCGUCAUGAGAACCAUAUUCUCCUCUUAAACACGUUUUCUUUAAUACGAUUUAAAUUCACUGGAUGUUUUCCCCACUUAGUUUCACGUUAUUCUAGGUUUUUUUGUCUUUGUAUUUUUUUCAACAUAAUGUAAUAACUCGCUCCACCUCUGAAACAACUUUCACAUUAACAAUCCAUCUUAGUUUUUGGCCCCUCCUCUUGACCGCCUGUAAGGAUGACAUCACUUUUUACCAUCCAACCAGUUCCUGAUGGAUAAACCCUGCUGGAAAUAUAACAUAGGUCCGUUUUGAAUUCAUUGAAAAUGCAACAUUUCGUUGUUUGUACCACACACAUUCCAUUAUUCACAGAUUUAAUUUUAAUGUUCGUUUUUCCUCCAUGAAUGUUAUGAAACGUUUAAAGGGAUUUGUAGCAUCAUCUUACACCAGUAAAGUGAAAUAAAUAUUUCUUUAUGCCUUUGAUCCAUUAUUACCCCUGGCAUGGCAAACACAUCCACACGUUUCGUGUCCCCGUUUUCUGCAUAGAUGUGUUUCGGAGAGACAUGUAGAUGUAACAACUGUGAGUGUCAACUGUUUCAAUUAUCACCUAUUUUAGAAUAAACUACUACUGUCACUGAAUUUCAGUUUUAUAAAUGUAUUAAAGAAUAUGUUUGUUGUACAAGCUCAAGCUGUAUAUUUAUCUACUGAAACUGCCAUUUUAAAAAUAAAAAAAAU